Molecule: messenger RNA, 1036 nt
Organism: Microcebus murinus (gray mouse lemur)
Lineage: Eukaryota; Metazoa; Chordata; Mammalia; Primates; Cheirogaleidae
Source: RefSeq, a predicted model, not a curated record
CAAUGGGUAAAUGAGGUCUGCAAGACACAAUGCAUGAAUUAGAAAUGUAGCAAAGGUUAGUAUAACACUGGGAUGGCAGGACUUGAGAUUUAGAAAAAUACAUGUCAUAUGUGUUAUCAGAGAGGGUAUCAGGCCUUGUGCAUUUAGGAGUGACAAGGACAAAAAGAGACUAGAAUGACACUCAAACAAGGAGGCGGUUUGCAGGAUGCCGGAGGAAUGUUUUGACCUUGAGCUACCUGUCCUCGACUCAAAUCUGCUUGGGGAUGUUGCAGGGGGCAGCACAAGAGGAAAAGAAGGAUGAUGGCUAAGAGUUUGCAGAGAAAGCAACGUGACUGUGUGAGCCAAUCCAAACCAAAGCCUGGCUUAAGCAUCUCCAACCCUUUGAGGAUGUCCAGCUACAUAUUCAAAAGGCCAGUUACUAAAAUCACGUCCCAUCUUGGCAAUGAGGUUAGGUACCACCAAUGGGAAGAGAGCCUGGAAAAGCCUCAACAGGUUUGCUGGCAGAGGAGACUUCAAGGACUCCAGGCCUAUAGCAGCUCAGGAGAACUUUUAAGUACUUUGGAUCUUGCCAAAUCCUUGCAAAAGCUCGCACCUGGCUGUACAGGUGCAUCCCUGCCAGGGGCUCUUGCUGGUGGUCUGUGUCCCGGUCCCACGCCCACCUUUGCCCGGUCCUCAGAUGUGGCGGAGGUUGUUCCUGGAACGGGUCUGGGUAGCUCACAGAUCCUCUGCAAACAAUUUCUGGUCACGGAGGAAGAUAUUAGGAAACAGGAAAGGAAAGUGGAGUUGGUGAGAGAGAGACUGGCCAUAGCAUUGAUUGCAGACGGACUUGCUAAUGAGGCAGAGAAAAUGCAAGACCAAGAAGAGCGCCCUGAAAAACACUGUGAGAAAAAGAGAAGAUAGUGAAGACGAAAGGAAACACGACCCUUCAUGAACAUCUCUUUGCACUGCCCAUAGUGAUUUUUUUUUUUGCUUUGAGCUCUUGAAACUUUAAAAUAUGCUAAUACUUCUCCUCAUUAAAAUCCUCUGCAUGACAUAA